This is a messenger RNA of Caenorhabditis angaria, 994 nucleotides long. The record is from the annotation of a GenBank genome assembly. NCBI's taxonomy places the organism in Eukaryota, Metazoa, Nematoda, Chromadorea, Rhabditida, Rhabditidae.
AUGUUACUGAAAUUAUGUUCCCUGUUGGCCUUCGUAUCUUUGUCAUAUCAAGAUUGUGGUAAGUAUUUUUAUUGAAAAAAACGAGUAACAAUUUUUUCCAAAAAGGUUGCUCGAGUAGUAAUUCAACCUGCUCUUCUUCUUCCUCAUCAUCGGGUUUGGACAGUUUGGAUGAUUUGGAUUAUCAGAUGAGUAGCACUCCGGGAUAUGUUGAUGCUUGUCCAUAUGGUUGGAAACUUUUCAAUCGUUCGAAAGGAGCUUGGUGUAUUCGGGUGAGUGUUUAUCUAGUUUUAUUUCAACAGAAACUAAAUUCCAGACUUUUUCUGGGGUCAUAAAUGAAACAGCUGCUGAAACGCGUUGCGCCAAACGUGGUGCAGUUUUGACAAGUUUCGAAACAGCUGCUGAACGUUAUUAUGUUUUUGGUGAUUUUGUCGAAAAAUUUCAGACAUGCUAAAGUUAAAAUCUUCAGAUCAAGGUAUCAACCAAAUGUGGGAUAAGUAUAACCAAACAAGUGGGAUGAUUUGGAUUGGUAUGAAAAGAAAACCUGAGUGUUCAACAGCUGAUUAUGCCUCACUUACAGGGUGUACUGGCGUGAGUAUAGUUUUUUCGUACACAUUUAGAAAAUGUCAAUUCAGGCGAACGCUUAUUAUUGGACUGAUGGUUUCACAACUGGUACAGCUGGAACCUACUGGGCUACUUAUCAACCGGAUUUCAAAUCGUGAGAAAUGAGUUUAGAAUAUACUUUCUGUUCAGGUAGUUUUUUCAGUAAUGUUCAAACAUGUGUCGCUAUGUAUUUAUUAAUUGGAGUAUCGCCAACUGGAGAUGUUCGUUAUCCUGGAAGUUUUGAUGACGUAGUGUAAGUUUCAUUUUCUUGAUAAAUUUUUAAUAUAACUAUUUCAGUUGUGAUGUUUCCAUUCAAGCAUCUUUGUAUCAAUCAAUUCGUGGAUAUGCUUGUGGAAAGAAGGCAGAUCUUAUCUCUUUAUCUUCUUCAUCUUGA